This is a messenger RNA of Heteronotia binoei (common prickly gecko), 3542 nucleotides long. RefSeq names its product TUB like protein 3 (gene TULP3). The record is from RefSeq and is a predicted model, not a curated record. Gene Ontology annotation, biological process: protein localization to cilium. The coding region runs from base 1 to 1401 and encodes 466 amino acids. The transcript has 11 exons. Lineage: Eukaryota; Metazoa; Chordata; Lepidosauria; Squamata; Gekkonidae. Gene Ontology annotation, cellular component: cilium.
AUGGCGAACGCCAGCAGCGGGCUGACUUUUCCUCGCGUCGGUGGCUUUGAUGAUGAAACUUUGAAACUGCGGCAACUGAAAUUGGAGAACCAGAGAACCCUUCUGGAGAAAAAGCAGCGGAAGAAGCGUCUGGAACCCCGGAUGGUGCAGCCCAAUCUUGAAGCCAAGCAGCAGCAGCACAGGGCGAAGCCUCGAGGGCCUGAAGAGCAGACCCCCUUAGUGGGGGCCCCGGCCCCUGCCCUCGCCAAUGUGGUCCUGCAUGGCAUUGACGGCCCAGCUGUCUUUCUGAGCUCAGAGCUACAAGGCUUGGAGGCCGAACGGCAGAUAAUUUCAGUUGGAUCAUUGACAACAGAAGAUGACACCAAGCCAGAAAACACAGAGGAAACCUCAGGAGAUUCAACUUCCAAGAUGGAUCUGCAAGACAUUCUACAGAAACGAGGUAUCUCCGGGAGUAUGAAUUUUGAUGAGGACACAGAUGAGGAGAAAGAAGCCAGGAAACCUUCAGGAUCUCCUUCACUCUCUUCUGAAUUGGAGAGACCGAGUUCUGCCAUCAGUGAAAAAUCUGCAGCCGAGUUGGGUGCUUCCUCUGCUGUGCCGCCUCCGACGGAUGCCCAGCUGGGAGAGAUAGAAAACCUGGAGGAGUUUGUGCUGCAUCCUGCACCUCGUGGCAUCACUGCCAAGUGUCGAAUCACGAGGGAUAAGAAGGGGAUCGACCGAGGCCUCUUUCCAACUUACUACAUGCACCUGGAACGAGAUGACAACAGAAAAGUAUUCCUUCUUGCAGGGAGAAAAAGGAAAAAGAGCAAAACAUCAAAUUAUAUAAUUUCAAUUGAUCCAACAGAUUUAUCCAGGGAAGGGGAAAGCUUUGUUGGCAAACUCAGGUCAAAUCUUAUGGGAACUAAAUUUACUGUCUACGAUCAUGGCAUUAACCCAGUGAAGGCGCAGGGGCUUGUGGAAAAAGCACACACCCGGCAAGAACUGGCUGCUGUUUGUUAUGAAACCAAUGUAUUAGGAUUCAAGGGACCCAGGAAAAUGUCAGUCAUCAUUCCAGGAAUGAAUCUAAAUCACCAGCGGAUUCCAAUCAGGCCACGAAAUGAACUUGAGAGUUUGUUGUCAAAAUGGCAAAAUAAAAACCUCGACAACCUGAUUGAGCUACACAACAAGGCUCCAGUGUGGAAUGACGACACCCAGUCUUACGUCUUGAACUUCCAUGGGAGAGUCACCCAGGCCUCCGUGAAGAACUUCCAGAUUGUUCAUGACAAUGACCCCGACUAUAUUGUGAUGCAGUUUGGUCGUGUUGCUGAAGAUGUGUUCACUCUGGAUUUCAACUAUCCCCUGUGUGCCCUUCAGGCCUUUGCCAUUGGACUCUCCAGCUUUGAUAGCAAGCUUGCCUGUGAAUGAUGGAGAUGGCAUUUCCAGCCUCCCGCUUGUUUUCCUUCUUGUGCUAAUGUUCAGGCUGUGGGGUGUUUGUGUGUGCGUGUGUGUGUGUGUGGUAAGAGACAUGCAGGAGGCUACUAAAGGGAAGUGCCGAGCUUCUUACCCAGAAGCAGACAAGGAGACCCAAUAGUAGCUGUCUUUCCAUAUGUGAGGCUCUGUGAACACAGUAGGGCAGAAAAAGGGAGUGCCAAUGGAGGAAAGGGAGUCUGUUUGUGAGAGAAGGCUCUGCCAUCAUGUCCCACCCCUAGAGCAGCCAAGCUGCACAGAGGCAGAAUCCCUGUUGCUGGAAUCCCAUAGCUGGAGCUGCCUGGCUUGAUGUUCCUUCUGCUGCUGGCCUGUAACAAAAAGUUGUCGUCGUGUCACUCUGCAGUCCAGUUGGUCAGUGAGGCUGGGGGGUUCUUCUUGUUGUUGCUCUGGUGAUAACGCUAUUUGUUGUCGGACUUUGUUUGCCAGGAAGGAGUGUGAGAAGGUUAAAGCCUUCGGUUGGUUUGAAGAGGACCAAGUGUGACUCCUCUUGCUGCAUCAUAAUCUGCUUGACAACUUUGUGUUGGAAACGGGUAGCUGGGAUGGAUGGAGCUGCUCGAGGUGUGGCCCCGACUUGCCCGCGUUGCUUGAAGAGCUGCUGCAUUGGGUUUUUGAACUCAUCUGUCAAUCAGCGACAAAAAGAGGGUUUGGGCACUUUGAGAAUUUUUGUAUUGAGUUUCGAAGCUUCUUUUAAGCCUUUCUUUUUUGAAGGUGCCACAAAGCUCUUGUUUAUUUUUGCUGCAAUAGGAUAUCAUGGCUACUGCUCAGAAUUGGAUUUGCUUCUUGGUGGACUUUUGUGUUUGUGUGUGUAUGUGUGUGAAAGCCCCCUCAUGCUGGUCCAGGAAGGGAUUUUGGGUGGGUCGAAGGCAGUCUUUGUAGUCUCUGCAAGGCCACACAUAGUGAGCAGAGCAACAGUCAGAAAAAAAGUCCACCCUUUGCAGGGUUUUUUGUGUAACAGCUGUGCUACUCUGGGUCAUCUUCCUUGUGGGUGCUACUGUGGGAAGGAGUAUCAGGGCGUCCGAUUCUGUGGCCUUGGGGUACAACAUCUUUAGCAUCCUUAAAUGUGAUCUCAGUACCUCUCGUCUCCACAUUCAGUCUUUCCAGCUUGGAAUUGGUGCAAAAUCUGAUCAUAAGCAAUCUAAGGGUAACACCAAGGAGAAAAAUAGCAACCAAAGCUCUCUGAAGAAGAAUAUAUCCCCUCUCUGGAAGAAUCCUUCUUCUGCUGCCUCUAAGCUACCAGGUUUGCCCACUUUGGGGAAAAACUGAUGUCCAAAGUCCCAGCACUACUCAUGCUUUUGGACUUCUUUGCAGUUUCUCCCCUGUGAUUUUUAAAAACUAAAAUGUAUCCUUAAGCGGAAGGAAGAGGUAGACAGGUUGGUAGAUACUGGCAGUCGAAAUGACCCCUUUGAGAAGGUCUUGACCUUGUUGAGCUGCAGCCCUCUCUUCAUUCCGAAAGCACCGUCUCUGGAUCGAAGUGCUUUGUGUUCUUUGUCCGUUUCUGCAGGGGAAGCCGGAUCCCACCAUUUCCCUUCAUGGGGCUCGCUCUAUACUGGCUUUGGCCUGUUUGCCCAGGUUCAUAACUACUCUCCCUCAGAAGCUUAUUCAAAUAACGGUAAAUUCUGAUGCUGGGAAAUGAUUGGAGAGACGAUGUUUGUGUCUUUGAUUUUGGAGGCUGUUGCCCUCUUGUUGGUACGAUAGCCAUUCUCUGGACCAGGACCACAAUUCCUGUGCCUCAUUAGGGCCCACCAGAUCCUUGCUGGGUGCUGCUCUCCAGCCUUUCUUUUCUAGCAGGGUCGUGGAGAGUCCUGUCCAAGGUCCUUGGGCUGUCAUGACUCUCAGCCUUGUUCUGUGGCUGCAGACUGGAAGCUGUGGCGAGGUCACGAGGUCAGCGCUCCAGCAGAGAUUCAGCGCUUGUCUGUCUGUAAACGUGGAGGUUCCCUUUGGUCACUGGCAGAUCCCUCCUCCGUGAAUCUUUUUUUUUUUUAAGUCAAAAUCAGGUUUUAUUGACAUUUCCAUAUAUCCAUAAACAAUAACUGACAGCAUAGUAUAUAUACAAGUAAUAAAACCCAUCCACCACCAAA